CGGUGGUAGUGAAUGGAACGCGGUGUGCCGCACGUCUUCGCGUAGUACGACGCUCCGCGGGCGCCGCGCGCCACCAAUGGUCAGCGAGUACGGGCGGUCACGUGACGCUCGUGCCGAUCCAGCCAGCAGAACAUUGCAAAUGACAAGACGCGUAGGGCAUUGUCGUCGCGCCGCCGCUGCCGCCGCCGCCGUCGUCGUCGUCGUCGUCGCCGCCGUCGUCGCCGACCUGUCGCCGAAAAUUCUUUCGGCCGUCGUGUGAAAAAUCUCCUCUGGUGGUGGGCGCCCUCAGCGCGAGGUGCCUCCACACGCAGGGACGCCAGGCGUCCCAAGGCAGCCGUAGUUGCAAUCGGUUGCGCGCGCGCUACUCACGUCGGAGCUCCCGCGCCCUGAGAGAAAGAGCGGCCGCUGGCCAGAAGGAAGCCGCCAGGUGCGCGUCCGAUCCGCUUCCGCGCGCGCGGAAGUGCAAAUCACCGCCGUCGUCGCCGCUCCGCGAGAGCGUGAGGAAGAUGUCGAGCUCGCAGCGUAUGCGAAAGUCCUCGCCAUGCUCGAAGCAGGGUCCGAUGCGCGCCACCCUGCCCGUGAGCUCGCUGAUGAGACAGGGCCGGCAAAGCAGCAACAGCCUCCGCAAGAGCAACAACAACAGUCCCACCGUCUCGCCCACGAACGCGGCUGCCUGGCGAGCGCGCAUCUCGCCGGACACGUCGUCUUCCUCGGGACAGCGGAGCCCCGGGUCCCUGUCCUACAAAGCCAAAUCAAAAACAUUGAGCGGCCGCUGUAGCGAUAGCUUAAGUGGAAACCAGAGCAUCCGACGAACAGCGUCACUGGACACUAUCUAUCUGAAAGGACAAUGGCCGCGUGAAUCCUAUUAUAUGCAUUCCAGUCUCUUGGUGGACAAAUCUACACAGACGGAGGAAUGUCCCAAUGAACCAAGAAAAAUGCAUACUCGUCAUCCCACGGAACAAACUGUCACUGAUGAGAAAUUGGAGAAGAAUUAUUUCAGGCAUCGAUUACAACGUACAAAUAAAGAAGGUACUAGCAGUAGAGAGAGGACAGCGGCAUUUGGACUAAUAAUGCCGGGUGGUCCACCACCCGCGCUUCCAGGAGAUCAUUCAGUAAUUCUGCCCAGUAUUGCUUCACAGACAUCCUUGCACAAUCAAUUUAGCUUGAGUACAAAAGCAAGUCCCAUGAAUAUCCCGGUGAAACCAAUGAGGCCUCCAAUGCGUUCGUCUAUCGAAGGACUCAAUCAGGAAAUAGAAGGACUUGUGCUCAAAAAUACAGCCAAUAAUAGUGAUGCAGACCAUCCAAUAGAAGACAAGUAUGCACGAUAUCGCGAGCAAAUUACACCCGAAGGACAUCGCGCUCCUCUAGCAGACCUAUUACGGGCCACCCGAAGUGUCAACACACAAACGCCGGCUACCGACCUUCCCUCCAGUUCUUAUUCUUCAGGCCCUCCAUCUAGGAAUUCUGAGUCUCCGCUGAUUCCUGGUGUUAUGGAUGCGUCCCGUCCGCCUAGUGAUCUCUUACAAGGUGGAAGCCGUGGUUCAACACCUGAACAAGACAGAGAAGGACGUCUCGGUACUUCUCCUCACAUUAACAAGUUCCUCGCGAGGGAACCACCCGAUGGCUGUGAGAAAGUCAACCUCAAAUUUGUGGAGGAUGCGAGGCGGCCCAUGAUAGAUUUGAGCAAAUUAGACUAUUGCCCAAAGCCGUGCGUUCCAGCAUUCCAGUUGAAACCCAGCUUGGGAUCAGCGUUCCUGCCAUUGCAACAGCCGGCCAGUCCGACGAUGGUCGCCAGUGCAUCACCCUCCGCGCAUACAACACCGACUACACCUCCUCCAAAUCCAUAGUCCCACUCUUUACCCUGCAGUGUUACACUUGUAAGCUCUAUUAGUACAUAUACAUAUAUAUAUAUUUUUUUUUAACGACCUUGUGGGUAGAAAGUGAUUUACUUCGACAUAAAGGUAUACCGACAAAGAAAAGUUACCGAACAAAAAAAAAAGAAAGAACGAACAGCCUGCUCCCAGUGCGCCCUAUACGUGCGGGCAUCGUGGAUUGUGUAAUUGAAAAAAAGUUGCAAUUGCAUCGAUACAAAAA
This is a messenger RNA of Linepithema humile (Argentine ant), 2094 nucleotides long. Its product is annotated as glucocorticoid-induced transcript 1 protein. Lineage: Eukaryota; Metazoa; Arthropoda; Insecta; Hymenoptera; Formicidae. The record is from RefSeq and is a predicted model, not a curated record.